Cricetulus griseus (Chinese hamster) is the source of this 1922-nucleotide messenger RNA. The record is from RefSeq and is a predicted model, not a curated record. Lineage: Eukaryota; Metazoa; Chordata; Mammalia; Rodentia; Cricetidae.
AUGUGGGAGCUAAAAAGUCGAUGGCGGGCGGUGGGUCUGGGGCUGCUGCUGCUGCUGAGUGCUGCGGCCCAGGCCGCGCCCUCGGCUCCUCGCCGCUACACCCCGGACUGGCAGAGCCUGGACUCUCGGCCACUGCCCAGAUGGUUUGACGAGGCCAAGUUCGGGGUGUUUGUGCACUGGGGUGUGUUCUCGGUGCCCGCCUGGGGCAGCGAGUGGUUCUGGUGGCACUGGCAGAGCGAGCGGAUUCCGGCCUAUGAGAACUUCAUGAAAGAAAACUACCCGCCGGGCUUCAGCUACGCCGACUUCGGACCGCAGUUCACGGCGCGCUUCUUCCACCCGGACCAGUGGGCCGCACUCUUCCAGGCUGCCGGGGCCAAGUAUGUGGUCCUGACCACAAAGCAUCAUGAAGGCUUCACAAACUGGCCAAGUCCCGUGUCUUGGAACUGGAACUCAAAGGAUGUGGGGCCCCAUCGUGAUUUGGUCGGUGAGUUGGGAGCUGCUGUUCGGAAGAGGAAUUUACGAUACGGCCUGUACCACUCUCUCUUGGAGUGGUUCCAUCCACUCUACCUACUUGACAAGAAAAAUGGCUUCAAGACUCAGUAUUUUGUUGGUGCAAAAACAAUGCCAGAGCUGUACGACCUUGUUAACAGCUACAAGCCCGACUUGAUCUGGUCUGAUGGGGACUGGGAGAGUCCUGAUACUUACUGGAACUCCACGGCUUUCCUCGCUUGGCUCUAUAAUGAUAGCCCUGUCAAGGACGAGGUGGUGGUGAAUGACCGCUGGGGUCAGAACUGCUCCUGUCACCAUGGAGGGUACUACAACUGUGAAGAUAAAUACACACCGCACAGCUUACCAAAACACAAGUGGGAGAUGUGUACCAGCGUGGACUCGGCAUCCUGGGGCUACAGACGGGACAUGACCCUGUCUACCAUUGCCAGCGAACAGGAAAUCAUUGAGGAAUUGAUUCAGACAGUAAGUUUGGGAGGCAACUAUCUCCUCAACAUUGGACCAACUAAGGAUGGACUGAUCGAUCCCAUCUUCCAAGAAAGGCUUCUUGCUGUUGGCAAGUGGCUGCAGAUCAACGGGGAGGCCAUCUAUGCCUCCCAUCCCUGGAGAGUGCAGUUCGAAAAGAACAUAACAGUCGUGUGGUAUACCUCUAAAGACUCGGCUGUCUAUGCUACCUUUCUGUACUGGCCAGAAAAUGGGAUCAUAAACCUUAAAUCUCCCCAAACGACCUCAGCCACAAAGGUUACAAUGCUAGGAAUGGAAGGAUAUUUGACCUGGACCCAAGAUCUCCAGGAUGGGUUCCUCAUCUCUCUGCCCCCAUUGCCACCGACUGCUCUCCCUGUGGAGUUUGCCUGGACUCUAAAGCUGAUAAAUGUGAAGUGAUUGUUGGAGUUCAAGGGCAGACCGCCCUGCUUCACCUUUCUCUUACAGGAUCAUCAGUGCAAUAAAGUAGCUUCCCUUCCCAUCAAUGAUGGCUUUUCCAGCCCAUUUUAAUCAAUGGGAACCUAGUACACUGAGCUGCUGCUGACUGAAUGGAUGGAAGACGGGAGACCCAUUGCUGGCGUCCCUGUGUCAAGCAGAAAGGCCUGGACAGCUCAGCUGAGCUCACCGGUUCCUUCACUAGAAAUCUCCCUCUCUGAUGAUGAGCCAAGUCUGUUGCCUGUAGGAACAGGUCCAAGAGGGCUGGCAAACCCAACCCCUGUGCCUUAUAUUGAUUGUCACUAAUCCCAAAGGGAUUAGCCUGGUCCUGAAGGGUUUGGCAGGCUGCCAAGGUCAACUCUUUGGAAGUUUGUGAAGCAAGCCAAAGCUCUGUCAUUGAGCAUAUCUUCAGAGGUACUGCUGAAGGAGUGUGAGUCUGCCUUACCUUUUAAAAAAAGAUGGAAGUAAAUUUGUAUGUCAGAUUAUUUCUACCAAAA